AUGCUGGAGCACAGGCGAUUGCUGAGGCUCUCAAAGUGAACACGACGCUCACUGCUCUCCACUUGUCGUAUAAUUGCAUUAGCGAUGUUGCUGUUCAAGCGAUCGAAGAGGUACGCAGAGCAAACAGCACGACGUCGGUCUACAUGCUCCACCAGAUAAACCCUCUUUCUUUUUCUUUGCCUCCCCGAGCAGCAAUGGCAACAGACCUGGAGCUCGUGUUUAGCGUGCUGAUCAGCGGUCCGGAAUUGAAUCAUCCGUCUGCGUCUCUACCAAUGCUACCAGUCGAGCUUGCCGAGCGUAUUAUGGACGAGGCGCACUACUGGCAAGGUGUGCAGCAUACCAAGCGAGACUACUUUGAGGAGGAUAAUCUGGAAGUCUCGGUGCCUUUGAGCACGAGUGGAACUUCAAUCCGGGUGAAGGCGAUUCAAGUGCUUCGUGACUGGCAGACACAGCCCUUCGUCGUUGGCGAUGUUGCUUUUGAUGUGGUUGUCCGAGAUGCGCAAGGUGCUGUUCAAUCCGAAGCGGCUGUGAGACCUACCUUUGUUGAUACCGUUCAGCUUGUGACAAUCUGGCCUGCGAAUCUUCCCAUCAUCCGACAAAUGCGCGAGGGUUGGCAAGUUCAAGUGCGACCCAGCUCCUCCUUGUCCCACCGAGUGCGAUACGAGUCGCUCUAUGUCGGAUACGAGGGGAUUUUAGCGACCAAUCUCCAGAGCACAUUUUGAGGCGUGUUCUACACGUUGGCAAAGAGCAUUACGAACGGAAAUAAACCAAAAUCAC
This is a messenger RNA of Capsaspora owczarzaki ATCC 30864, 777 nucleotides long. RefSeq lists its product as hypothetical. The coding region runs from base 144 to 722 and encodes 192 amino acids. The record is from RefSeq and is a predicted model, not a curated record. NCBI's taxonomy places the organism in Eukaryota, Filasterea, Ministeriida, Capsasporidae. The transcript is spliced from 3 exons.